CACCCUGGUUCACGACCCAGCAUCCUGCUUGAUCACUACCUGUCACCGCACAAUGCUGGGAGGCCUGGGGAAGCUUGCCGCUGAGGGUCUGGCCCACCGCACUGAGAAGGCCACUGAGGAAGCUGCUCACGUCGUGGAAGGAGUGGUGAAGGAGGUGGUAGAGCACGCCAAGGAGGCUGGAGAGAAAGCCAUUGCUGAAGCCUUUAAGAAGGCCCAUGAGACCGGGGACAAAGUGGUCAAGGAGGUCACUGAGACAGUGACCAACACAGUCACAAAUGCCAUCACGCACGCAGCAGAAGGCCUGGGCAACCUGGGGCAGUGAGCACACCCACCACCAGCAGACCCUUCCAGAAUCUCAAUAAAAAGCUGUGAAAUGUG
Messenger RNA from Phacochoerus africanus (Common warthog), 378 nucleotides. It is a transcript of the gene FAM25A, whose product is annotated as family with sequence similarity 25 member A. Lineage: Eukaryota; Metazoa; Chordata; Mammalia; Artiodactyla; Suidae. The record is from RefSeq and is a predicted model, not a curated record. The transcript has 3 exons. Bases 53 to 322 code for a protein of 89 amino acids.